UCGAAACCGAAAGUAGAGUCUCAAUACUAACCGAGUGUAAAUUCACAUUUCCUAGAGUUACAAACGGGCAUAAAAACCACAUCACGACCUCAGAUCAGUUCUUCAUCAUGGAGAUCAGUGAGAGAUCUUCAUCUCCAGAUCACAGCUGUGUGUCUCUGAAGAGUGACAGAUCCAUGUAUGAGCCUCCUGACCUCAGUGCUGAACCAGUGACCUCUGACCCCAGUGCUGAACCAGUGACCUCUGACCUCAGUGCUGAACCAGUGACCUCUGACCUCAGUGCUGAACCAGUGACCUCUGACCCCAGUGCUGAACCAGUGACCUCUGACCCCAGUGCUGAACCAGUGACCUCUGACCCCAGGUGA
Messenger RNA from Carassius carassius (crucian carp), 362 nucleotides. RefSeq lists its product as uncharacterized. The record is from RefSeq and is a predicted model, not a curated record. Bases 108 to 362 code for a protein of 84 amino acids. The transcript has 2 exons. Lineage: Eukaryota; Metazoa; Chordata; Actinopteri; Cypriniformes; Cyprinidae.